GGGAGGGAGAAGAAGACGCUGACUGCUGAGAGGGAGGGAGAAGAAGACGCUGCGUCAGAGCAGGUAGGUGCACCUUCAAUGCGGCUACGUUUCCACGUCCCUCUACCAAGUUCGAAAUAAAUAACUGUUGGCUGUAACAAAGUAACCUCAAUUCGCACUACUUUUUUUCACCAUUCACCUGAAAAAUAGAAGAGAAGCUGCAAUCUAGGGCACGUCACGGGAAAAGAUGGACCCCGAACAGACGUUCCUGCGCGUCCACGCCAAGCUAUCGGGCAUGCUGCUGCGAGUCCUCAAGCCCAGAAUCCGAACUGCCCUCGAGUACAUCCAUCUCGUCGUAGCCCUUGCUCUCUUUUGUCUGUUAGUCGUGAUGCACACAAACUUCGUACAGCAGCCGGGCUGCUCAAGCGAGUUUUCUGGACUUGAAAUGGCAGAUGCCGAUCUUGUACAUAUCAAGAUAACUAGUACUGGGCUGUGGUCACUGAAUACAGCUGAUGGCAAUAUCAUGGAUACUUCUGAGCAGGAAAGUUCAAUUGAUAGUUUAAAAAUCCCAGACAUGGAUGGAGAUGGAUUGACUUUUUUGGCAGCAAAGUUUUGGUCGAAUUGGAUAGGUUCAGGAGCUAAGAGGGGCAAACUAAUAUUCAAAUCUUGGAAGAAUGAGAAAGAGUUUCUUGAGCCUGAAGCAGAAAGUGCAGCUGACCGUGGUGGCUCUAAACCAGUUGUAAAUGGUGCUGAAAUUAGUGUCGAUGUGGAGGCACCACACAUAGGCUUUCCAUUAUCUGCCAAGGAGUCAGUUAGAUCAGCAGUUGUUCACUUCUGCAGCAAGUGUCGUAUACUUUUUUCUUCCUUUUGGAGAAACGUGAAGCAGUUCUUUGGGGGUUUCUGCCAGUUAUGGAAUACUGCAGGAUGGGCUGUGCUUCUGGAUAUGCCAAGGUCGUUAAAAACAUUCCGCUUGGAAAGGCUAGACUCACUUAUAGUGCAAUGGCUUGAGAAAAGAAGCAAAGCAUUUGAACCAACUUAUCUGUAUACUGUUGAGAAGGGGUACUUCUUUCUUCCUGAAGGAGCUAAAUCUCGGCAUAACAUACGGACUGUCAACAUUAGCAUUCCUGCUCAGCAUCCCUGCUUUGGGAACAGGUGGCAGCAACUUCUCAUAAACAGUUUUGUGGGUUAUGAUACAAUUUUAAUGAAUAGUUUACUGAGUUCUCCUGGGCAAGGUUAUCUGUAUAACUUCCAAACAAAGGAGUUCUAUGAUCUUAGUUAUGCGCAUGAACCAGCAGAAGGUUCUUCAAGAUUUGAAGACUACCUUGUGACCAAAUGUGGUGUGCUUAUUAUGUCAUUGUUUGUUUUCUUCACGACAACGAUGUCAGUUUCGUUUACCUUGAGAGAAACACAGUCUCGGAUGCUUAAGUUCACAGUGCAGCUCCAACACCAUGCUCGUUAUCGGCUUCCCACAUUCCAGUUGAUCUUCGUCCACGUUAUUGAGUCUCUCGUCUUUGUACCGAUUAUGAUUGGCAUCCUAUUUUUUCUGUUCGAGUUUUAUGAUGAUCAGCUCCUUGCUUUUAUGGUCCUGAUUCUUGUCUGGUUGUGUGAACUAUUUACAAUGAUAAGCGUCCGCACACCAAUAUCGAAGCAGUUCUUUCCUCGAUUCUUCUUGCUCUAUUUCUUGGUGUUUCACAUCUACUUCUUUUCUUAUGCUUCAGGUUUUUCAUACGUGGCUUUUGCAACAACUGCAGCAUUCAUGCACCACCUCAUCCUGUAUUUCUGGAAUCGCUUUGAGGUUCCAGCCCUUGAGAGAUACAUGAGAAGCCGGCAACUUGGCGUACACAUCACCUCUUCCACCAUCCUCACCUCCACCCUCCACAUUGCAAGGGUAAACAUGAGAAACCCAAACCUGGCCAACAAUGAGCUUGGGUCAGGAUCUGGGCCCAGUGGAGCAUCUGAGCAAGAGAGGCCUGAUGUAGUCGAAGGGGUUGCAGACUUCUCUGCACUUCAAGAACCUUUGGCAGCAAAUGACCAAGAUCGGAUAGGCAAUCCCCACCAGUUCCAGGAAUCAGACUCAAGGCCAGCAGAAGCUACUCCUAAUACCCCACUGAAUUCCUUUAACUCUCUCCUCUUGUGGAUCUUAGGAGGCCCUUCUUCAGAUAACAGGGUGUCCUUUUUCUCCAUGUUCAGAGACAUGCGGGACCCCAGCCAAGACUAUGCAGAAUCUCCCCGACAAGAAACCCGUCCGAUGGCACAGCAUUCAUGGUGGAGGAGAAUCUGAGUCAUAAGGGAAAUCAGUUUUGGAGAAUCUUCCAAUAAAAAAAUGUAGAUGCACAAAUGGUGGUGAAAGUCCACUUCAUCAAACAAGAUAAUCAAGGGAAUUGAACAAAAGCUGUUGGGAAUAUGUGAAGCAGUCUGUAAUAUUCUUGUUUAGCUUGACAGAUUGAAGUAGACAUUCCACAUAUCAAGCAUUUGAUUGUUAAUAUACUUGUAUCAUAAAGUUCAAAUUUUUUUUUUCCCACAACAGUAAUAUCGCAAGGAAACAAUAAGAGGUUCAGUUCA
Molecule: messenger RNA, 2541 nt
Organism: Magnolia sinica
Lineage: Eukaryota; Viridiplantae; Streptophyta; Magnoliopsida; Magnoliales; Magnoliaceae
Product: membralin-like protein At1g60995
Exons: 15
Coding region: 227-2260 (677 amino acids)
Biological process (GO): response to endoplasmic reticulum stress; positive regulation of ERAD pathway
Cellular component (GO): endoplasmic reticulum
Source: RefSeq, a predicted model, not a curated record